Messenger RNA from Lachnellula hyalina, 1032 nucleotides. RefSeq lists its product as uncharacterized. The transcript is spliced from 2 exons. Lineage: Eukaryota; Fungi; Ascomycota; Leotiomycetes; Helotiales; Lachnaceae. The record is from RefSeq and is a predicted model, not a curated record. The coding region runs from base 1 to 1032 and encodes 343 amino acids.
AUGGCGGAUGAUAUGUGUGGGCCGUCAAACGCCUUGCAGAGCUUCCAGAAACACAGCACCGUCGAUCGGACGUUACAGCAGGACAGACUACUGAGUAGACCAUCGCCUUCUCAAGGGUUUAGAUCGAGUCCAGGUCCAUCUGCAGCACUCGCAAACCGCGAAUUCGAUGCUUUUCAAGCCGGGCACUUCUCCCCAGAGCCCCAACCCUUCCAUCCAGGAGCAUUCUCACAUGCUCAUCCUCCACCUCAACUACAACAGCCCGGACCUUCAGGAUGGGCAUCAGACUUUCAACGACUGAACAUCUCGCCUCCACCCCAACAAUUAAACCAACUGUUUACGCCCCAACAGCAAGAUGCAGGAGGGUGGCACCAAGAGUUUGCGCGGCAGAAUAAUCAAAUACCAACACCAACCCAUCAGUCAUCACCCUUCCAAUAUUCACCUAUGCGGCAAAUGGGCAUGAACUACAACGCCCAGUCCUUCACACCACAAUCCCAAGCCUCAAUGUCAAUAGAAAAACAACCUGAAGCCUUCGACGACGAAGCAUUCGCGCGGGCGUUUGAAGAAGCUGCUAGAAAUGAAGGGGUGCUUAGACAAGAUCCUGAGAUGGUCCAGAAUAACACACAGGAGCAGGGACAAGACCAAGAGCAAAGUGCCGACCUAGGCCAAGACAUCCUAAUCAACGAGUCCGCUACGCGCCUCCUCUCGCGCGACUCCGACGUUCUAUCCCAGCAAGCUCCCAUCGGUGCAGACCAGAUCCACAACCCCUCAUCGCCAGAGCGCGAGCCGCGGCAAGAAGACACGGAUCCGGACGCUUUGGCACGGACAGCGGGACAACUGCUGAAUAGUGUGCAGCAUGAUAGUAGUGCCAAGUUCCAGAAUAGUCAGUUUCUGGAACUGAUGCGCGGGCUGAGGGAUCGGGAGGUUAUGGUUAUGGGGGAUACGUUUGUGGGGGCGGAAGAUGGUGUGUCGGGUGCAGAUGCGGAGCGCGGAGUCACUCAGUCUUAUCCCUCUCCCCCUGAGGUUUCUGCUUGA